Molecule: messenger RNA, 2174 nt
Organism: Olea europaea var. sylvestris
Lineage: Eukaryota; Viridiplantae; Streptophyta; Magnoliopsida; Lamiales; Oleaceae
Product: protein indeterminate-domain 2-like
Exons: 3
Coding region: 525-2024 (499 amino acids)
Cellular component (GO): nucleus
Molecular function (GO): DNA-binding transcription factor activity
Source: RefSeq, a predicted model, not a curated record
GGGGUCUCUUAACAGUAGUCGUCUUGGUCCAAUCCAAUUCAAUCUGCAAGUACAGCCCUAAUAACGUAUGUACUCGUACCUUCCAUUUAUUAAUGAAGCUACUGAGAAGAUCCAAUGGAGUCUUGAAUCCAAACUUUCUUCUAGUUAGCUUUUGACUUACUGAAUUUAUGUCAUCAGUUUUGAGUCCGUCGCUAGUUAAAAUCUUUGAAGUGCACCAAUGAAGUUACAAUAUUUAGGACCUGUAUGUGGGGAGUGGGGGUAGAUAAAUUAAUUAAUGUUAACAAAGUUAGGGGCGUGUCUUUAUCAACUGUCUUUUAUCACUUCUAUAUAUACAUAUAUUUAUCAUAUAGGCCAAAGAAGACCAGAACCCAGAAUUACCUGAAUUUUGUCCCUCUCCACCUGAACCAGAUUCCUGAUUUUAUGUUAAAUGCACCAGCAACAAGAAAAAGAGAGAGAGAAACAAUUUCAAGUUUGAGAACCAUAAAAAAGACACAAAAAAUAAUUAUUGUCUUUCUAUAUAUACGAUGUCAAAUGUUACAGGAGAAGAUGGGAGUUUUUCAUCUGGAGAGUUCCAGCAAGUGCAACUGCAAAACCAGUCCCAAGGUGCCGACUCUGCUAAUGGCUCGAGCUCUAGGCAACCGCCUUCUAAGAAGAAAAGAAACUUACCAGGAACUCCAGAUCCAACUGCAGAUGUUAUUGCUUUGUCACCAAAAACCCUAAUGGCAACAAACAGAUUCGUGUGUGAAAUAUGCAGCAAGGGAUUUCAAAGAGAUCAAAAUCUGCAACUGCAUAGAAGGGGACAUAAUCUUCCCUGGAAGCUUAAGCAAAGAACAGUCGAGUCAUCAAGAAAGCGAGUUUAUAUAUGUCCAGAGCCGAGUUGCGUGCACCAUAAUCCGGCGCGUGCAUUAGGCGAUCUCACCGGAAUCAAGAAGCAUUAUAGCCGGAAACACGGAGAGAAGAAAUGGAAGUGUGAAAAAUGCUCAAAGAAAUAUGCAGUGCAGUCUGAUUGGAAGGCUCACCAAAAGACUUGUGGAACAAGGGAAUAUAAAUGUGAUUGUGGAACCAUCUUCUCCAGGAGAGACAGUUUUAUCACCCACAGGGCUUUCUGUGAUGCACUGGCUGAAGAAAACAACAAAGUUAUGAACCAAAGCUUGAUGUUACCAAAUUUAGAAGACCAAAUGCCUGAGCAAAUCUUGUCAAAUAUGCCCACAAACACAUCCAUGGAACUAUCAGAAUUCACCAACCCCCUCAAAUCUGUCCCUUCAGAACUUGUCCCAAUAAUGCCAUUCAAAUCCAUGAACAAUAUGGCAGCAGGAAGCAUGUUUUCCAGCAAUUCUGGCAAUCUCUAUGGGAACACGAGAGGCAUUCCUUCAUCAUCAUCAGCCCUUCAGCUCAAUAAUGGUGGCCAAGUUUUGGGAUCCUUGGCCAAUACGUCUGCUACCGCAUUAGUGCAGAAGGCAGCCCAAAUUGGUGCAACUUCAAGCAACAACACUAUGAACUCUCCGAUGAUGCAAAAAAGAUUUGUUAGCAGCAUGCCAGUUUCUGAUCAACUCUCUGGAUCAAGACCUUCGUUGAAUUUUCACGAGCAAUCAAAAGGGACUUUCGAUACCCAGCUUUUACAGAAGAGCCCACAAGAGUUGUCUCAGUUGUUCCAUUCCAGGACAGGUGGCUCAGCCUUGAGUGACAUGGUGGUGGACGGCGGAAUGCUAGUGGACAGUGAUCCGUAUUCUGCUGGUUUCUUGAAGAAUGUUAUGGAACAAGAGGAUAGUGAAAAUUCUGGCAUUGUGCAAGGAAGAAUGGCUAUGGGUAGGAGCCCUACAAUGAAUUCCAGUUUGGGACAUAAUGAUACGAUGACUCUGGAUUUCUUAGGCGUUGGGGGAUCCGAGGGCCCCCAAAAUCUGCACGAACAGAGCUUAGAAAUGGAGGGUUUAAACCAACAGAGAAUGCAAGUAACGCAUCCUUUGCACCAAAUACAGCUCUCACAUGGACAUUCUGAUAUGCAAAACCCCUUGUGGGAUAUGUGAAAGAGUGAUAUUCUCGUGCACGACAACGUCUGUUAAAGAUACGAAAAGGUUUGUAACACUCUACUUGACAUUUCUUGACUGUUCGAGAUUAUAAUUUUCAUAAUAAUAUAGUUUGAUUAUGUAAUUAGUAUAUAAUCUUUCGUUGUGGUA